AUGGAGGCAUUAUAUCAAAUGGCUAAGUAUGCAAAGUUCCUCAAUGAUUUAUUGACAAACAAGCGAAAAUUCAAGGAAAUCUACAUGGUUUUGUUGAUUGAAGCAAGCUGGGCACUCUUGCAAAAUCAACUGCCGAGGAAGAAGAAAGAUCGAUGUAGUUUUACUAUUCCUUACAACAUUGAUGAUUUGGUGAAUGAGAAAGACUUAGUCGAUCUAGGAGCUGAUGUUGAUGAGGAUGUUGAGGAACCCCUCAUUUUAGGUCAGCCUUUUCUAGCCAUCUUUGAAGCCCUAUUUGAUGUGAGCAAUAGUAGAAUGACUCUUAGGAUUGGGGAUGUGGAAGUUGUUUUUGCUUUAUCUGAUGCUAUGAAAUAUUCUUUCACUUUUAAUGAUACUUGCUAUUUCAUGGACAUGUCUGACUCUAUUGUUGAUGAAUAUGUGCAGGAAAUGGUGCACAAAGAGCCUUGCAAGGAGUCAUUGGAUGAUCCUUAA
Messenger RNA from Dioscorea cayenensis subsp. rotundata (Guinea yam), 489 nucleotides. RefSeq lists its product as uncharacterized. The transcript has 2 exons. The record is from RefSeq and is a predicted model, not a curated record. NCBI's taxonomy places the organism in Eukaryota, Viridiplantae, Streptophyta, Magnoliopsida, Dioscoreales, Dioscoreaceae. Bases 1 to 489 code for a protein of 162 amino acids.